Messenger RNA from Nymphaea colorata (pocket water lily), 2609 nucleotides. RefSeq lists its product as uncharacterized. The record is from RefSeq and is a predicted model, not a curated record. The transcript has 2 exons. Lineage: Eukaryota; Viridiplantae; Streptophyta; Magnoliopsida; Nymphaeales; Nymphaeaceae. The coding region runs from base 466 to 2133 and encodes 555 amino acids.
ACGUGCUCCGCUUCCUAUCUUUGCUUUCCUUUUUUUCUUUUAUCUUUGCUUCCAUGCAUGGUAUUUUUCUUCGGCAGCCCUGCUUCUUCUUCUCCUUCCGCAGAGAGAAGGGGAGAGAAUGAGGGAGGGAGCUUUUACUCGUUUCUCUGCUACCUCCAUCAUUGAAUUUGAUCUCCUUGCACCAGGAAAAGAUGAAUCGGGGUUGUGCAAUUUAGCAGUUUUCAGCUGUUAGGAUCUUGUUCCUGCUUGUUGAGAAGAAGCGAGUGAUCUUGUUCUUGGAUCUUGUUCUUUCUCGGAAACUGAAGCUUGGUGCCUCUGCAAACUCCAUACUUCAUUUGGGGCUUUUUUCGUUUCUUAUUUCGAACUGAGGGAUCCAACCAAGUUGAGAAUUUUCUCUUAAUUCGGUACCGGUUGGCUAGACUUCUUGUCUGUUUCUGGGGGUGGCGAAUUCUGAGUGGUUCUGGGAUGGAGGAUAAGCGAGAGUACAGGCAUUCUUGCAAGUACUGCAAGAAGAAGUUCAUGUGUGGGAGGGCGCUUGGUGGGCACAUGAGGUCUCACAUGACGAUGCCAUCGACUGAUGCAGAUGAGGGGUGCCCGAUGGGGAAGGUUGGUAAUGGAGGGGACGAGGAAGCGGGUGGUUCUGAGAGUCACAAGCAGGGUGCGUAUGGAUUGAGGGAGAACCCCAAGAAGUCAUGGAGGUUCUCCGAUUCGGUUCGUUUAGCUGCUAAAGACAGCAGAAUUUGUAAAGAUUGCGGUAAGUGGUUCCCUUCGUUGAGGGCACUGUUUGGUCAUAUGAGGAGCCAUUCCAGAGGGAAGAGUUCACAACAGAGCUUCGUCGAGGGGCCGUGUGUGGAAGAGCAGAAGCAGAUGAACGUUGUGGACGGUCAUUCCGAUAACGAAUGUGGACUGAAGAGGAGGCGAUCGAAGAGAAUCUCUAGGCAAACUGCAUCUUCGUCCGUCUCUGGUUUUUCCGGCGUGAAUUCUUCUUGUGAUAUUGAGCAAGAGCAGGAAGAUGUAGCUAUUUCUUUGAUGAUGUUGUCUAGGGAUGUUUGGAACGAUACUUCGCGAGAGAACUUACUGGACUCUUCUGAUGAUGCUUCUGCGUCACGGGAGCUUAGAUCAGGCUUUAAGAAGGAAGCUGAUGAAGAAAACAUGAAACAUGUCGAUGCCGAUGUUCGUCCGCAGAAGAAGCACAGGAAUGAUUUUUUCCAGUCACAGCUGGAUGUUGAUGAGAAUGGUACUAGUAGACAUGCGUUCAAUGUGUCUAAAAAGGCUAAAUCCGAUGUCCGUAGCGGAUCGUAUGAGCGCAGGAACAAUGCUGUCUCUCUAAAUGGAUUCAAGAAAGAGCCGGUCAAUGAUUGUGAAGAACUGGGGUCUGAAUUUUCGGAUUCAGAACUGGAGAGGGAUUCUUUUAGACAUGGUAGAUUGAAUUUCUUUGCUAGCGAACAAGGAAGGACUGCCCACAAAAGUACGAGGCAUGAUUCCUCUGACUCGAGUUUGGGAAAGCAGCCGUUCAAGCAAGCAAGAUAUGAGUGUACUACUUGCAACAAGGUUUUUCAUUCGUACCAGGCACUUGGGGGGCACAGGGCAAGUCACAAGAAGGUGAAAGGCUGUUUCUCAAAGAUCGACUACAGUGAGAACAGUAGCGCUGAGAACAACGACUUGCUUCCAGACCAAGUUGAUACAGCCAUGGCAGAAAAGAAGCCCUUGAUAGAGAACGCGAAAGCCGAUGAUGAAGCGGACAAUGGAUCGGUGAAGAGGGCAAAAUUGCAUCAGUGCCCAAUGUGUUUGAAGGUAUUCGCUUCUGGGCAAGCAUUAGGAGGACACAAGAGGUCCCAUCUUUUCCCAAAUGGAGAUGCUGAGUUCAGAGAAAAUGCUUGUAGGCCAGUCGGGAUUCCACAGCAGAUGCCUGUAAUUGCAGAUCUUCUCGAUCUUAACCUUCCUGCUCCUCAUGAUGAAGAAGUCAAUGGUCAUUCUGAAUUUAAAUCUUUGUGGGGCAGUGAUGAUCAGAAGCGUAAUGUGAUCGAAAAGAAGGAGGAAGCCCAACUUGCUGCAGAGAAUUCUAUCGUCAGCAGAAAGCGUGCUGAUCUACAUCGUAUACGGCCUCUUCCACCACCAUGCCUGCAAGUUUAGACUCAAACUUGACGGAAAUCGAGAUGAAGCGAAUUAAUUUUGUUUUAGUUGGCAGGAAAUGAUGCAAGUUGAAGGCUCAUUUGGCGUUAUUUUUUUCCCCCAUGCCUAUUCCGUUCUUCAUCUACCUGGGUCUUAUGAACGGAGUUUGAUGCAGACAAUAGCGGAGUUUCGAUAGGAAACAAGAGUGUAAAUAUGCUUCAUGGUUCUUUUCUUCGUUUUCCUCUUUUCUAAUUCAUUUUUUCUUGAAUUGCUAUGCCGGAAAGGUAACAGGGUGAGAUCUCCUCAUCAAGCGCCUGGCAGCGGUCCUCUGUUUCUCCUUCCUCUUUUCUUGUAUACGUUCAGUACCUGUUUCUCUCUUUUUCACUCUUCUUUUUAUACUGUCAGUACUCUUAAGAAUUUCGAUUGCGAAUAACGUGCUAAGGUGAGAGAGAUGUUACAUUGUUAUUUGAAUUGUUAAUGAAGCUCAUUUACUGCAA